This is a messenger RNA of Sphenostylis stenocarpa, 1083 nucleotides long. Lineage: Eukaryota; Viridiplantae; Streptophyta; Magnoliopsida; Fabales; Fabaceae. The record is from the annotation of a GenBank genome assembly.
AUGGCAUCCCGGUCUUCUUGUCAUGCAAUAAAACAUGAUGUGUUCAUCAGCUUCAGAGGUACAGACGUCCGCAAAGGUCUGCUUAGCCAUUUGAGAAAAGAAUUACGUCGCAGGCAGAUUGAUGUGUAUGUGGAUGAGAGGCUUGAAAGAGGAGAUGAAAUCUUACCCUCACUUCUCAGAGCAAUUGAAGAAUCCCAAAUUUCAUUGAUCAUAUUCUCAAAAGACUAUGCUUCAUCCAAGUGCUGCUUGGAAGAGCUUGCCAAAAUUAUUGACUGCAAGCAAACUAAUAAACAGAUUGUCCUGUCUGUUUUCUUUAACGUAGAUCCAUCAGAUGUGCGGAACCAGCAGGGAGAUUACGGAGAUGCUUUCGCCCAACAUGAAGAAAAACUGAAGGAUAAUGGCAAGGUACAACGUUGGAGAUCUGCUUUGAGAAAGGCUGGUCGUUUGUCAGGUUUUCACUAUCCAACAAAUUUUGAGGAUGAAUCUGAUCUUAUUGAUAAAAUCGUGGAAGACAUUGCAGAAAAAUUGAGCAAGUUUUAUCCAAGUGAAACGUAUGGUCUCGUUGCAAUUGAUCAACAUAUUGAGAAAAUUCAAUCCUUGUUGAUGAGGGAAUCAAAUGAAGUUAUGUUGGUUGGACUUUGGGGCAUGGGUGGCAUAGGAGAAGACAAAGACUAUGUCAUUAGCCAACUGGAUGCUUGGGGAUUUCAUGGAGCCAGUGGCAUAGAGGUUCUCCAAAAAAAAGCUCUGAUAACAAUUUCUAAUGACAAUAGAAUUCAAAUGCAUGACUUGAUACGACAAAUGGGUUGUGAAAUAGUUCGUCAAGAAUCUAUUAAAUAUCCCGGCAGACGCAGCCGAUUGUGGGAUAGUGAGGAAGUUUAUGAUGUAUUGAGACAUAAUCUGGGAACAGAUGAGGUGGAGGCUAUGAAAAUUGAUUUGUCUCAAUUUACAGAUUUACCUUUGCGUGUAGACACUUUAAAGAAUAUGCCUGGUCUAAGAUUUCUCAAAUUAUAUUACCCGUUGCAUAUCGAGCUUUCUAUGCCGCCUAGCCGUGUUAAAGCAAUGUUACUGGUAUUGGGAUUGUAA